CUUCCUUCCUUCGGCAGGAAGUUUUUGUGGAAGCGGAAGGGGAAGCUUCGUGCUGGAGUCGAUUCCUGUUUGACGGGAAGUGAAAGGACGGAGGGGUUCGGGGGUUUUAGAUCAUCUUUUAAAUUGCUGCUUGUCAGGUCACUGGAGAAAGAUCUAAAAAAGCAUUUGGUGGUUACCAUGGCAGAGUUAGAGAACCUUGAGGUGAUGAUAAAAACCUUGGACUCUCAGACAAGGACCUUCACAGUGGAGGAAGAGAUCACAGUGAAAGAGUUCAAGGAGCACAUUGCGGGCUCAGUCAACAUUCCCUCCGAAAAGCAACGCCUCAUCUAUCAAGGGAGAGUCCUACAAGAUGACAAGAAGUUGAAAGAAUACAAUGUUGGAGGCAAAGUUAUCCACUUGGUGGAACGCGCACCUCCCCAGGCCCAGUCUCCCUCCUUGGGGGGGCCUUCAGGAGCAGGCUUGUCCUCUGUCCCUCACAACAACACAGGACCCCGCGGGUCAGGUUCCACUGUCCAUGACCGCAAUGCCAACAGCUACGUUAUGGUGGGAACCUUCAACUUACCAGUAAGCAUUAUGGACCCACAGCCACCCACACAAAACGAUGGAUCGUCUGUGGAUGUUCAUAUAAAUAUGGACCAGGCUCCUAUACAGAGUGAACCUCGUGUCCGUCUUGUUAUGGCCCAGCAUAUGUUACGGGACAUUCAAGGUAUCCUGAACCGACUAGAGGGUUGUACCAGCGACCAUGCUGCCCCGGGACCAGAGGAUACGCCAUCUGCCAGCCCCACGGAAAGGGAGCCAAUGGCAGGUGCUGAAUCUGAGCCUCCCAGGGAGCCCACGCCAGCAGAGGAGACGCCACCGUCUGGGAGCGAGCCGCCCCCUGGGGCUGAGGCAGCUGCCCCCAACCACCCAUCACCUGGAGAGUAUGUGGAAGUCCUCGGGGAACUACGUGGGUUGGAAAGCAGACUCCAGCCCUUCCUGCAGAGAUACGAGGAGGUCCUGGGAACUGCCGGCACUGCCGACUAUAACAACAACACGGAAGGGCGUGAAGAGGACCAACGCAUCAUCAACCUGGUGGGGGAAUCGCUGCGCCUUCUGGGUAACACCUUCGUAGCGCUCUCGGACUUGCGCUGCAACCUCUCCUGCAGCGCCCCCCGCCACCUCCACGUGGUGCGGCCGAUGUCCCAUUACGCGGCUCCCAUGGUUCUACAACAAGCUGCCAUCCCCAUCCAGAUUAACGUUGGAACCACAGUCACCAUGACGGGCAACGGUAGUCGCACUGUCCAGACCAACUUGGAAGGCUCUGCAACUGCCCCGGCUGCACCUCCAGCCCAGCCUCGCACCUCCAGCCCUGUUGAAUCAACCCAGCCAUCCGAAGGCUCACCUCCUUCCCUCUCCCCAGGUGUCACCCCUAUUCAGACGCAGGCCUCUCAAACAGGGCACCCGCGUGUAAUCCGCAUUUCACACCAGACGGUCGAGCCUGUGGUCAUGAUGCACAUGAACAUACAAGACUCCAGCUCCCAGCUGGGUAGCGGUAGUUCCGGUGGAGUGCCAUCGAUGGGACCUGCUGGUCCAGCUGGACACUCCCAAGGGAUGGGUAGUGGUGCUCACAUGCCACUUCCCAGCCUCCCGCCAGAGUUCAUGCAGGCAGUAGCCCACCAGAUAACACAACAAGCUAUGGCAGCAGCAGCCUCGGCAGCAACAGGCCAGCAAGUCCCCAGCUUCCCGUCAGCUCCAACACGUGUAGUGAUUGCUAGACCUUCUGCUCCUUCUGUGCGGCCCACCCACUCAGGGCCUCCCCAGGCAGCAGGACAAGGGGGCCCUGGCCUGGGUGGGAAUGCCUCCUUGGCCCAGAUGAUCAGCGGAUUGGUGGGACAGCUUCUUAUGCAGCCUGUGAUAGUGGCUCAAGGCAGUGGGGCUUCCUCAUCGAGCUCUCCCUCCGCCAGCACCCAAGCUACUUUCAGCACCAGCAGCUCUGCCUCCCCUCCCACAGCCUCAGCCAGCGCUGGCACCACCAACACAGCCACGACUGCUGCAGGGGGCAGUUCAGCUGGGGCCCCCGGAGGGCCCAUCCCCUCUGGCCAGCCUCCUGCAGCUGCCACUGAACUCCAGUUCUCUCAACUGCUGGGGAACAUCCUUGGGGCUGCAGGCUCCAGCAUGGCAGGGGUGGCAGGGGUGGGCUCUCCCACCAUCACUGUGGCUAUGCCAGGCGUGCCUGCUUUUCUGCAAGGCAUGACAGACUUCCUUCAGGUGAGCCUGCUUCCUCUCCUCUCCUCUCCUCUCCUCUCCU
This is a messenger RNA of Python bivittatus (Burmese python), 2287 nucleotides long. NCBI's taxonomy places the organism in Eukaryota, Metazoa, Chordata, Lepidosauria, Squamata, Pythonidae. The record is from RefSeq and is a predicted model, not a curated record.